UGUGAUAAGAAUCGCAUGCGGUCUGUUCGCGGCGGGCGUUUGAUGCCGUCGCGUCGCGCACCCGUGAGAAACAUAACGUUAUUACUUUUUUGUUGCAUCUCUCAGCCGACGACCGUCGUCGAUACGAUCGAGAAAAUAAUAAUAUAACCUUACACGCGCCGAUCGUUUUUCCGCAUCCGUCCGCGUUUGGCCGCCGGCCAUCUCGUCGCGAGAUCCGAGUUUUUGUGUUUUUUUUUUUUUUUUAUUCCCUUCCGUUCCGUUUGGCUUUGGUUUUUCUCUCGCCGCCACCAAGGUCCCGUCGCGGAGAACAAGACGGAGCGCAACUGCCGCGAUGCCGCCACCGUAUUAUUAUUAGUCGUUAAGUAAUAAUAUUGUUCGGAUUCUGGCCAGGAGCCCGCAUAGCUGCUGCUGCCGCGCGGCGGUAAACUUCGAAAGCGCUAAAUAUAGAAGUUAGCCGGUCGACGGCGGACGGUGCAGGCCAACCGGACCGAAGGGAUCACGCGUUGGAAAUUCAAUACAACAUUACAUCACCGUCUCGCGCGCCGCGUCAAUCGUGUCCGGCAGUGCACAUUCGCGAUCGCCAAUCGUUCAUCCGGUACUCUUUUUCCGUGCGGUCCAUAGUUUUCGGUUGUUAACCGUUUGGUCCCGUCCGGUAUCCGCGGUCUCGCUGUAGUUCUCCCGCCGUCAUUUCGUACGUUCCUCGAAAAUGAACGCGGAACUCCAAGAGUCGGUCACGAAAUGCAUUGGCAUAUUAAAGAGCGCGAAGGCCGAUACAGAGAAGUUUGCUGGUCUCUUCAUGGUCGCUAGGCUCUUGAAAAAAGAUAACUGCGACGAUCGUUCAAAACUGCAAUUGUUCGAAGCCAUCGAGUUCAAAUUCUUCAAACGUUUGUUGAAAAACACUGAUGUUUCUACUGGUUGUCCGCCGAUUGUCUACAAGUCGGUGGCCAUGAACGUACUGUCUGUGUUGUGCAGUGCUCAGGAAGUCGCCACGCACAAAGAUAUAUUGCAGAAUAUCGAUGUGUUGCUUGAUAUUGUGCACGACUAUGAAGAUGAAGAUGAAGAAGAUGAAGAUAACCUUAUGCUAGUCAACGAAGCCUACAAGUGUUUAAAUUACAUUAGAUUGUAUGAACAGGGCUUAAAAGCAUUAUUCGACGGUAACGCUGUAGGAAAAAUGACUAAGGUAUAUGCAGUAAAAAGUUUUCAAACAGAUGAAGCACUCUCAUUGGUCAUGACCAUUGUUGAGAAAUUCGGUCCUCCUUCAUGGGAAAAUAAUACUGAACUAUUUGAUUCAUUAAUGAAUAUAUUGGGAGUAGACUUUGAAACUGACCAUAGUGAUAGAAAAUUCAAAUUAUGCUCUAUUCUUUCUACUUUACUGGCUAAUUGUCCAGUAGAAGUCGCACAGAAUGGUUGUGAUAAAUAUAUGUGGCCUGAAAAAUUAUUUGUGGGAUUGAGAGAUAUAUUGACGAGCAAACUAGUUAAAGCACAGCGAGAUCCAGCAAUUAUUUUGGCUGCACAUAUGCUUACUACGUUUGGUGCUGAAUGGUCAUUACAAGAUGCAGAAAAACCAAAAGCAUUCUUCUUACUGUUAAUACAUUUGGUUUCCAUUGAAAUACGUAUGCAUUUGGAAGAUAAAAAAAUUGAACAGAUAUUGCUUGCUGAAAAUUUACUGAAUUCGUGUUUUAUAAUUCUUGAAGUAUCAAUUGCAUACAUAUCUGCGGACACUUUGGAUUUAGAACAAAAAGAAAAACAACAAACAUAUACUGCGCUUAAAGGAGCUUUUUCUGCUGUAUUAAAUAUGUUAGAAUUAUUAUCAGUAACUAAGAAACCAUUAGAAGUCAAUGAAAAAUAUUUUAUUUGUGUGAUGCUAAUGCCAUUGACUACAUGGUUAGCUCAAGAAACGUCUGCAAUGAAACCAGCUGUGAAUAAAAUUUUGCCUUUUGCUUUAAAAAUAGCAAAUGAAUCAUUUUAUGCUUAUCGUGAACGAUACAUUUCUGAAAAUAACAAAUCAUCUGAAGUCAUUACGGUAAAAGAUAAUCCUUUAAGUUCAGUAGAUGUAUUACGAGCAUUUUUACCUGCUUUGUGUCAUAUUGCAGUCGAUGAUAAUGGUCGAGCUAUAUUGUUAAAAAUUAAACAAGAACAGGUAUUGCUAGAAUGUUUGGAGUUCCAUUGGUCAAUUGCACAUUUUAAAAAACCAUUAAUACCAAAGUCUGAAAGAAGUAAACCUAGAGGGCCGGAUCCUGAAAUUCCAGCUGAUCGUCUAAAGAAAAUGGUUGAUUCUAGAGGAGCUAUUAUUAGUAUAUGUAAUACAUUCAUGAAUUUAUGCGUGUUAGAAGCAGAUUUUGUAAAAGAUAGUCCAUUGUUUUUCACUCUUAUGAAGUUUGUGUUUGACAAUUUACCAGAAUUGAAAAACAAUCAUGAUAACCUGGUUGUAUAUGGUAACAUGGCUGUUUUAGGUUUGAUGUUACUAAAAUUGAAGACUGCUUACAUUAAAAAGAAUGACUUCUCUAUCUGCCGUUACAUACAAUCAACCAUAAGAUUUUUAUGGGACGCUUAUACUGCUGAAGAAAACAGCAACAGUUCACGGUAUGCUUUGGGUCAGUUAGUUGUAGCAAUGACUUAUAAAGAAUCAUGGAUCGAGUUGCAAGAAUUGUGGUUCUUGGGGAUGCAAAAUCUGAGUGGCAUUUUAACCCUUGUUCCGUGGAUAUCAGAGUUUGCAAUUGAAAGUGGUUGGGCAGAAGGAAUUAUUGACAUGUUGGUAAAGAUUAGACCAGGUUCACUUCCUACUAAUGUUAAGUAUGCUUAUGAAGACUUAUUAUGUCGUCUUAUUGAUGCUAAUAGUGAUUUAGUGGCUACACUCAAGAAAAAAGAUGCCAUCACAGCUUGCCGAGGUCAUAAAUUCAUGGAAUUGGGUAAAAAAUUGUUUGGAGAGUAAUUAUAUCCUAAUUUGUAUUUUAUUUUUCAUAGCAUUUAUAUUUUUAAACAUUUGUU
This is a messenger RNA of Sipha flava (yellow sugarcane aphid), 2988 nucleotides long. It is a transcript of the gene Neurochondrin, whose product is annotated as neurochondrin homolog. Lineage: Eukaryota; Metazoa; Arthropoda; Insecta; Hemiptera; Aphididae. The transcript is spliced from 2 exons. Gene Ontology annotation, biological process: regulation of neuronal synaptic plasticity; neuron projection development. Gene Ontology annotation, cellular component: dendrite. The coding region runs from base 707 to 2932 and encodes 741 amino acids. The record is from RefSeq and is a predicted model, not a curated record.